Molecule: messenger RNA, 1007 nt
Organism: Eutrema salsugineum
Lineage: Eukaryota; Viridiplantae; Streptophyta; Magnoliopsida; Brassicales; Brassicaceae
Product: deSI-like protein At4g17486
Exons: 3
Coding region: 211-867 (218 amino acids)
Biological process (GO): protein deubiquitination
Molecular function (GO): deubiquitinase activity
Source: RefSeq, a predicted model, not a curated record
AAACAAUCGGUGCCCUAAACAAAAGGGUGACAGAAAGCAGAAAAGAAUGUAGCUUUUUAAGAAAGAAAGAAACAUCAGAAGCUUCUCUCUCUCAGAUUAACAGAAGAAGCAGAAGGAUCAGAAAGAAUCUUAAGAUUCUUCUCUCUAAGUCUCUUUUAUUUUCUUCAAAAUCUUGGAAUCUUGAGGCUCCUUCCUUGUCGGCUAAAGAAGAUGUUGUGUAGGAUGGUGGUGGUGACCGGCCGGAAGAAGAAAGCCGGUUCGGUUCCGGUUUAUCUGAAUGUAUAUGAUCUCACACCCAUCAAUGGCUACGCUUACUGGUUAGGACUCGGGAUCUACCACUCUGGCGUUGAAGUUCAUGGGAUUGAAUACGGUUUCGGAGCUCACGAGCAAUCAACGACGGGGAUUUUCGAGGUGGAACCAAAGCAAUGUCCUGGUUUCACAUUCAGGAAGUCUAUAUUGAUCGGAAGAACAGAUUUGGAUCCCGAGAAAGUCCGUGCCUUUAUGGAGAAACUCGCUGAAGAGUAUAGCGGAAACACUUACCAUCUCAUCACAAAGAACUGCAAUCACUUCUGCAACGACGUUUGUAUUCAAUUAACCCGGAGAUCAAUCCCUAGUUGGGUUAACCGUCUUGCUCGGUUCGGUUUGUUCUGCAACUGUGUUCUCCCGGCAGAGCUGAACGAGACAAAGGUGAGGCAGGUGAGACCAAAGGAGGAGAAGAUUCCGGAAGCAGAGAAGAAGAAACUCCGGAGCAGAUCAAGUAGAUUUCCACCUGGCCCUUCGCUUUCUUCAUCAGGUUCUUUAAACCGAAGCAGAAGAGGUGAAAGGAGAAGAGAAUGUCUUCCUCCAUCACCAACUGUGAGUGCUUAGUUCUAGUCUUAGUAAUUCGAUUAUACCACUCCUUUUUUGUUCGCAAUUCGAUUCGGUAGUAAUGGUGUCCCAAGUAAGUUACGUGUUACGCGAGAAGAUGUGGUUAAAAUUAUAGAUUGAACAAACAUUUUUAUUGAUGG